GGCUUCAUCUUCAACUUCACAUCCACCCAGUAAUUCCAUUAUUUUUCUAGCAAAUUGGUAUAUGAUGUUUGCGAAGAAUUAAUACGCAAAUUGAGCGAUAUAUCACCUUAAAGUUGUUUUAUUUCUUGUAACGCCCCAAAAUCACGAUGAGCCUAACGGCAAUGCUUGCAACAUUUACAGGUGAGACAAAUGUGCCAAAAAUAUGCCGAGAAUGCUAGGAAAAGGUUCGACUUGUACUUAGAUGCAAUCUUGUCUCAAGACAGCUCUGCUGCACUUGACUUUAUUUUACAGGCCAAGCCCUUGGCUGAAGUAGGAGAAAAGCUCCUUCGAAGUAUUGAACAUAAACAGGAAGCCUUACUGUGGGAGAGACCAACAAUCAGAAAUAUCCUCAACCGUAGUCGCUUCUCUGUUCGAGAAAAAUUGCAGGAAGUUGAAAUACCCUUGAGAGGGAUUGCAAUAGCUGCAACUUCAUGCCCUUCCUUUCCUGUUGCCAUGAUUAAGAAACUGCAAGCGGACGCUUUACUCGACCUGAAAAAGCGAAUACAUGACAAGCUUGAGCAACUUGAGCACUUUGCACCGUUCUACACAAGAAAGAAAAAGGAAAGAUCUUUGGAUGAGGCCUUCUGGUCCCUUGAAACCAUUUCUCAUGAGGAUUUAUUGGCCUUCUUUUUCAUUGAUUGUCUGAAAAUUCUCCAAGAAAAUACCGAGGCUGUUGAAGAAUGCAAGCAUGAGUGCUCUGGCAUCGAAAGCUCAAGCGGUUCACAAAAUCAAAGCAAUUGUUGUGCCAAAUGGAGCUGUCGACUUUUGUGCAUUAUACCAAGCAAAACAAGUCUACGAUUUGCAGUUAAGUGUUCACUUUCAUUAGGCCUUGCAGUGCAGCUGGGUUUCCUGUUUAACAAGAGAGAAGCAUAUUGGGCAGGACUCACAAUUGCAAUAAGUUUUGUCAGGGGAAGACAAGCAACAUUCACUCUCGCAAAUGCUCGAGCGCAAUCUACGGCAAUGGGGUCAAUCUACGGGAUCUUGUGUUGCUUCAUAUUCAAGAAAGUUGAGGACUUGAGCUUCUUACCUCUUCUACCUUGGUUAGUUUUGACAAGCUUUCUGAGGCACAGCAGGAUGUAUGGCCAAGCUGGUGGAAUAUCAGCAGCUGUAGGGGCACUACUAAUACUCGGCAGGAGACAUUAUGGCCCUCCACUCGAUUUUGCGAUCGCUAGAAUCACAGAGGCUGUCAUUGGAUUGAUCUGUUUCAUCACCGUAGAGAUUCUCACAUCCCCUGUAAGAGCAGCAACUCUGGCAAAACUCAAACUUUCACUUGGACUGGGAUCCCUUCAAGAAUGUAUCAAAGAUUUAGUUCUUUUCGACAACAAAAUCGCUUCAGUGGGUCCAAAGUUGAGACAGAAACAGAACAAGUUGAAAUCCCACGUCAACAAGUUAGAGAAGUUCAUUGAAGAAGCUCAGCUGGAGCCUAAUUUCUGGUUCAUCCCUUUCAACGGUGCCUGUUAUGACAAGCUCCUGAGAUCUUUAUCUAACACGGGGAAUCUUUCCAUUAUCAUGUCCAACAUAAUAGAAUCUCUAUCAUUCGUGUUACAGUGCUCCGAACUUGAUUCCGAAGAACUCCGAAAACCCAUGAAGGGGAUCGAGAAAGAUUUGGAGAUUUUCAAGAAAAAAAUUGGGAAUUCUCUGCAAUGCCUCCAAGAGCUGGCUUCCAAUAAGUCUCUUGCAGUCCUUGGCAAACAUGACAUUGAGUCGGGAACAUUAUCAGCAAGAGAAAAUGGUUCUAGGGUUUCGGAUUCAGACAAGGAAGAGACUGAAUGCCUUGUAGAUUCUUUUCUUCAAAAUUCCAAUGAAUUAUCCGACAAAAUUGCCACCAUGACUGGAUUAAUAGAGGAUCAUCAGAAGCUUAGAGGGCAAGUAACUGUUUGUUUGGGUGGAUUAGGGUUUUGCAUCAGCAGUCUGCUGGGCCUGGGGGAAUUAAAAGAGAUGGAGAAAGAUUUUCAAGAACUUAUCAAAUUGGAACACCCUUCAAGCAUGUAAUAGUAUGAAUACUCACAUACUUUAAUAUCCUAAAACCUUCAGACUUCCUACCAAGUUUAAUUAUUAGUUAGAGGGUUUUUAAUUAUAGAAAGGAUCUUGCUUCCAACUUCUAAUAUAUAUGCUUUCCCACUAAGAUCAAAGUUCAGCAAAUUUCAAUGCCAUGAACAAUAUGGGCAUAGUUAAGUUGGCUCAUGCAAUGUGUUUCUCUUUCUCCAUCAACGAUCGGUAGUUUAAGUUAGAUUAGUUUUUCAUUGUUAUGAAUAAAUGUAUCAUUAGUUUUUCGUUGUACAAUGUACCCAUUUUC
Malus domestica (apple) is the source of this 2335-nucleotide messenger RNA. RefSeq lists its product as uncharacterized. NCBI's taxonomy places the organism in Eukaryota, Viridiplantae, Streptophyta, Magnoliopsida, Rosales, Rosaceae. The record is from RefSeq and is a predicted model, not a curated record. Gene Ontology annotation, cellular component: plasma membrane.